This is a messenger RNA of Musa acuminata AAA Group (dessert banana), 1862 nucleotides long. Its product is annotated as probable LRR receptor-like serine/threonine-protein kinase At1g05700. Bases 70 to 1779 code for a protein of 569 amino acids. The transcript is spliced from 6 exons. Gene Ontology annotation, molecular function: protein binding. NCBI's taxonomy places the organism in Eukaryota, Viridiplantae, Streptophyta, Magnoliopsida, Zingiberales, Musaceae. The record is from RefSeq and is a predicted model, not a curated record.
ACUUUUCUUCUUGCAGAACGUUCCUUUAAUUGUAGGUACGCCUCUUCUUCUUCGUAGUCUCCACCUUCCAUGGCUAAGCACCUCAAGACCUCCCUUCUCUUGCUGCUUCCACUACUUCCUCUCCUCGUCGCAACUGUUUCAGCUGGUGUGUUCCUCAGCAUCGACUGUGGAUCUUCGGAGUCGUUCAUCGACGAAAGUAACAUCGAAUGGGUAGGCGACAACUUGUACAUCGGGCACGGCCGAAGCUUCGUCUUCAGGAACCGCGGUUCGCUCUCGCGGGCCAUGACCACACUCAGAUUCUUCGACUCGAGGAGGAAGAGCUGUUACCGGAUCGACGUUAGCGGCGGCGGACGAGUGCUCGUCCGUGCCAGCUUCAACUACGGGAACUACGACGGGAAGUCAUUUCCUCCAAGCUUCGCUCUGCAGUUCGACGCCAACGGCUGGGACACGGUGGUGACGUCGCUGGAUCAGCCGGUCUCGCGCGAGGCGAUCUACGUGGUGAAAGGCGACGCCACCAGCGUGUGCGUCGCCCUGACGCUGACGAACCAGUUCCCGUUCGUGUCCGCCAUCGAGGUCAGGAGCUUGGAGUGGAGCAUGUAUGCCCAUGUCGACCCCAGCCGUGCGCUAUUCCUGCGAACAAGGGAGGCCUUUGGUGCACAGCAAAUCGUGAGGUACAAGGAUGAUGUUUAUGACCGUAUAUGGACCCCAAGCAUAAUAUCGAACGGGUUGACAGCACUCGCAAGUGAUACAAGCUUCAUCGUCCCGGAUUCAAUGGAUAAGCCCCCAGCGUUGGUGCUGCAGACUGCAGUAGCACCCACCCAACCAUCGAGCUUGUCGAUUCUUCUCACUUAUCGACCAACAUCCACCCUAACAAUCUUCAUGAACAUGUACUUCUCAGAGAUGUCCGAGCUAGAGUCCACUCAGAUGCGUUCCUUCGAGAUCUAUGUCGACGGCGUGAAUGUUUCAGCACCUGUAAGCCCACCUUACCAGAAUUUCAUCGAGUUAUCCUUUAACAUGCCAGCAAACUCCAACACAGCCAUCGAGUUGAGGCCCACGGCUGACUCCACGCUUCCGCCAAUCAUCAGCGCCAUGGAGGUUUUCCUUGUCAGUGCUGCUCUGAGCAAUGGAACCAAUGCAGACGACGGUACGUCUUUGAUCGAAACUUCAUCCAAUGUGGAUAGCCGAUGCUCAAUCAAGCGAAUACGAAUGCCAAAAACUCCUGAUUUCAACAUGAUAGUGAACGCACUUGGGACUCUGCAACGACAGUUCAAGGUCCUCCUGGACUGGAAUGGCGAUCCCUGCCUCCCAUUAUCCUACAACUGGGAAUGGGUGAGAUGCAGCUCCGAUGAAAAACCUAGAAUCACAGAACUAAUUCUAUCCGGAUUUAGACUUACUGGAGUUCUGCCCAACUUCGGUGCAUUAACUGCCCUGGAAAUUGUAGAUCUGCACGAUAACUCCUUGAGUGGGGAGAUUCCAGAUUUCUUAGGCAAUUUGCCCAAACUACGAAUACUAAACUUGGCUUACGACCACUUCAGUGGAUGGGUACCCUCCUCGCUGACGCAGAACACCAAACUUGACUUGGAGGUUUCCGGUAAUCAAGACUUGUGCCCGUCGGGCCGAUCAUGCAACGGGAGGAGAGGCUCGCCGAAGGAAGGGAAAGGCAAGGGACUUUGGUGGAAACUCGCCAUUGUUGGUCUUGGCGUCUUUAUAAUAAUAUGCGCCUGUCAGAUAGCCCCCGAUCAAUGGCAACAAGUUUAUUCCUUUUUACAGAACCAAUAAGGUUUAAUUUUUGGGUAUUUGUAAGAUAAUAUUAUUUAGGAAUAUUUAAAACUUACUUUGAAUAAAGUUAUUAAUUAGCUUUA